Molecule: messenger RNA, 3331 nt
Organism: Pomacea canaliculata
Lineage: Eukaryota; Metazoa; Mollusca; Gastropoda; Architaenioglossa; Ampullariidae
Exons: 3
Coding region: 1786-3039 (417 amino acids)
Source: RefSeq, a predicted model, not a curated record
UGUUUAGGGCGGACUGUCAGCUGCUGUCACUGAGACACACUGACACGCGGGAGAGAGAGAGUGGAAGCGAGUGAGAGAGAGAGUGGAAGCGAGUGAGAGAGAGUGGAAGCGAGUGAGAGAGAGAGGGUGGAAGCGAGUGAGAGAGAGGACUGUCAGCCUCUAACGGAAGUUGCUAUUCAGCGAGGUGUUUGGACGAUGUCAGAGGACAGACGCUAAUGGCCAAAACACGAAGUGAACUUGCAUUAAUUUGUUAAUUUAGUUGAAAGUUAAUUGAUCACAGAAUUGCAUAGUGUGAGGAAUCAUCGGUCCGUGACAUUCUAACAGGACAGGUACAAAAACAACAAACAACGAGUCCGAUGGGACUGGCAGAGAUCACGGACUGCGACUGCCGUCAGAGGGAAGACGGUUACAAUGUUGUCAGCCAUUAAAGUCGCUCAGUGAACACCACUGUCCACCCGUCCGUCCCAUGUUCACUGGUGGUGUAGUGGCGGCCAGUCGGUAUGUCGCCGCCCCACGAAGAAAGAAGUCGCCCACCCUUACACUACGGGUAGGCUUUCCUUUUUUAAAGGGGUGUCGGCGGAACACAGUUGUGAUGAGGAACACGCUCUAGGGGCGUCUCCUAGCAACCAGUCGCGAGGUGCACUUCAAAGGGUCAGAGGUCGGUGCCAGUGGCUGUCGGGUGGAAAGACUUGACCCGCGUUUACUGACUCUUGGCCUUUGGUGUGCGUGACAGCCAAGCAGCCACGUUCGCUGCCGACAGGUGUUGGUCUCGUCACAAUAUACAUGUAGUGCACUCGCUGCCAGGUGUGUGUUGGGGAGCGAGGAAGACAACACAGAGCGGAGGAGAGGGGAGGGGCAGGGCUGGUGUUGUGUACGCCGUCAGAAGCUAAGACUAUAAGGCUACAUCAGGCUACAUCAGGCUACAUCAGGCCAGCAGCCGCCACUGUCAAUGGCAGAAACAUGAAGAGAAGGAGCAGGGUGCCCGAGGUGGGAUGUGAACACAAAGCACACAAUCUCAACAGGAGCAGGCGGUGAUACCAGUCGCAGCGCAGUGAGAGAGAAGGAAACGUCACGUCACCGGCCAUGAUGACCAUGACUACGUCACACGUCCGUCCAUUCCUCCAGCCCAUGUUUACCACACGCUCUGUGGGUCGCGACCGAUUUCGGGUCUGUUUAUUUGUUUUGUUUUUGUCUUGUUUGCCAGCGCCAGAAGGGCGGGGAGUCAGCUGUCACGUGACAUAAUCUUGUUGCUAGAGUUCAGUUCUCUGAUCACAUGUUGAAAAAGAGCGAAGUUUAUUCUUUCAUCUCUUCUUCUGUAUCACAUACUUGUAGGAACUUGUUUGUGUCCGAAUGUCAACACCAUUGCUGGGCGGUGAAGAUAGUUUUCACGUGGCUUUGACUAAUGGUGGACAUGCUGACUUCAGCAACGACACCUGGUGACGAGAAGAGCGAUGGUCCCGUCAAUAAAACGACGACCCCGAGCUUGUCGGCAGUCAGGUCCCAUCAGCCCUCUGUCACAACGUCACCACGUGCUGUCUGGUCAAAGGGCAACAGGAGCGUGUCCAACCUGCCCUGGGCUUCGUGACGCUUCUUGACUUUUGAAAAAGUGCGAUUCCGUGCGGUCACGAGCUUUACCUGGGCCCCGUGACGUACUUGGUGACGUGGCACUCACGGUGCGCCCCCUGCCCUUGGACUCCAUGCCCCUUGUUGUGCAGGAGAAGAUGCUGUAGGAUCAGGAAGCUGCGCCAUCUUGCGUUACCUGCCAUAACCGGCUGCUGCACUAAAAUGACGUCAUCCUCUGACGCGUACUACCGCGAGCGACGCCUAAAUGACGUCAGAAGGGGCGUGGCGUUUCUACGUCAUACAGACGACCUCGCGCGGCGCCAGUGGCGUCACUACGGCGCCGUGCCGCCCAUCACAACUCACGUGAUCAGAGACCUGGGCGUGACACCGCCAUCAGACGCCACGCGCCGACACACAGCCGCCGAGGUCGUGGAGACAGCAGCUCGUGACUGGGAACGGCAGCCAGACCCAGCAGAUGGCGAAGCAAGGAGAGACUUGCGCUGGGAGGGCGGAGUCAAGACCCCUUCAUCCCAGAACCCUGACACGUUGGCCGUUGAAACAAGUACAAGACCAGGCCUUCAGCCAUUGGCGAGGAACCUCCACAACAUGGAAACGCGUGACGGGUCUCCACAGUCAAAACUUGCAGCCAUUUCCAACAUGUCUGGGCCUUCCGGAAACCACACGAAAACUUUGUCAUCAUCAUCGACCUGCUCCUUUUCUUCCCCAGACACGACAGCAACAGCAGACGACAACCACGUGCUCCUUUGUCAGGAAGCCAAGCACCCGGGGUGCGGCCCGUACAACACGUGGGGUGGGCGAGAGUGGGAGCUGGAGGCCAAGCUGGUGCCCGACCUGCAGCCCCAGCACCACGGCCCCAAGCGUUACGUGCCCAUGAGCCGCGUGGCCAGGGGCAGGGGCCGCAGACAGCUGAGGACUGUCACCGACUUCCGGUCCGGUAACGGCAAGGUGCAGGUCAUCAGGCCACCAGAAGCAAGUCUGGAGAGGGAGAAAACCCUCUCACCUGAAGAAGAGUUCGACCUCGAGUUUCUCAGGCGCGAGAAAACAUUCGCCAUGCUGAAGCGGAUCGACCGACUCCUGGAGCCUAACAGGGCCUACUUCACCUCUGACCUCACCUCCUCCCAGUGUGAGACCUCCGCCACCACCCCGAGCACUCCUUUCACGGCUGUCCCACCCAGCCCUCACAUCGACACCCAGCCGCAAAAUACUCAUCCGGAUCUCGGGCAAGUGCUGCCCCCUGUUUCCCUCAGGAAGACGGCAAGUCAGCUGACCUGUAGGAGGGACAGGGGAGGUAAUCGCUGUAGACAGGGUUGUCCUGCAAGGUCUGGUGCUGACCCUGUGCUGGGGCGGCGGGGCAACUCCUCGGACACUCUGGCUUCAGUCCUGGAGAAACUCAACAGGAAGGGACUGGACCCCUGCCAGAAAUGUCAACAGUGGAUAACUAGGAGCUUCCUGUGACGUCAGCCACAACUGUGUGAGAUAAACUAACAGCUGUCUGUACAAUCUCUGGUGAUUACCACCUAGCAGCUGUCUGUACAAUCUCUGGUGAUUACCACCUAGCAGCUGUCUGUACAAUCUCUGGUGAUUCCACCUAACAGCUGUCUGUACAAUCUCUGGUGAUUCCACCUAACAGCUGUCUGUACAAUCUCUGGUGAUUCCACCUAACAGCUGUCUGUACAAUCUCUGGUGAUUCCACCUAACAGCUGUCUGUACAAUCUCUGGUGAUUCCACCUAACAGCUGUCUGUACAA